This is a messenger RNA of Mustela erminea (ermine), 3799 nucleotides long. It is a transcript of the gene SPATC1L, whose product is annotated as spermatogenesis and centriole associated 1 like. The record is from RefSeq and is a predicted model, not a curated record. The coding region runs from base 988 to 2109 and encodes 373 amino acids. The transcript has 5 exons. NCBI's taxonomy places the organism in Eukaryota, Metazoa, Chordata, Mammalia, Carnivora, Mustelidae.
CUGCUGUGGGGGCUGUGGGGGCUGUGGGGGCUGUCGGGGCUGGAGGGCGUGCUGCCUCCUUGGUCAGACUGUGCCCAGUCCGGAGGAGCAGGAGACGACGUGUCUGCGGCCUCACAGCUGCCGAGAAGCACGAGCGGGAGCUCUAGAGCUGGGAGCAGUGCUCACGUACCCUCCUGGGCACUUCCCGGGCGGACCGGGCGUUGGGGCGGGCUCAGCCGUGCUCCCACUAGCCGGGGUCUGAAAUCUGCCCCCCGGCGGGGCUCUGGGAGCUCGGGUCUGCGUGGGGUCUGCAUGGCGCUUGUGCCUGGUCGGGGGAGUCUUCCGUUAGGUCCAGUAACGGCCCGUGUUCCACUCGGCCCCAGUCCGGAGCCUUCCUCACAAGUGGGCAGUGUGGGUGGCGGGCGGCCUCCAACUGGUAGCCCUGCAGAGCCGGCCUGGAGUCCCGGGACUGGGGCCUGUUGGGGGCCCCGAGCUUGUCUCCCGCUGCCCCUCCUUCCUUAAGUGUGCGUCCCGGGGUGCACCCCAAUAUGUGUGCCCGUGCACCAGGCACUGGCCCAGGUUCUGGGGUACAGAGCAGGGAGCCACCCGAGAACCGUGUUGGGGGCUGAGGGCUCAUGGGGAGGGACGCCACCGGUCACGCGGGGUGAAGGCAGAGGCCCCCUGAGGCCCGUGCCCCGUGGUGUGGAUGGCCCGACAGGCCCCUCCGCCCGGGCCUCUGGCUGCUCCUAGGAGGUGCCGGCACAGUCCCGUCGCGGGCUGAGCGUCCUGGUGUGUCCACGCUGGCCCCAGGGGCAGGCUCUGCGGGGAAGCGGGUGGCCUGGCGGGGGCAGGGGACCGGCUCUUUAAGGGCGGGCGACAUCACAAGGCUGCGGAAGGCCGGGCUGCCCUGGAGCUCCGGGGCCGGGCCGCAUCUGGAGCGCCUGCAGGCUCUGGCUUUCCACCUCCAUGGGGCCGCAGGCCCACACGUGAGCACACGAGGACGUGGCCAUGGCCGAGGGCAGCGAGCUGAUGCACAGGCUCCUGAGCGAGAACGCGGACCUGAAGAAGCAGGUGCGCCUCCUGAAGGAGAACCAGAUGCUCAAGCGCCUGCUCAGCGAGAGCUGCCCCGACCGCUGCGGCCUCGGGGGCCGCGACCUCCUCUUCACCAAAGGGCCCGCCUACCCCGAGGACGGCUCCCCCGGGAGCGCAGGUCUGAGCAAGCCAAGACCCAGUUCCCCAUUCUGCUGCACGUCCUCAGUUGCAGACUUUGGAAGGUUCGCCGGCGCCCCCGACGCACGCUCCCAGCUGCAGACGACCUCCCUGGAGGACCUGCUGUGCUCGCACGCCCCCAUCUCCAGUGAGGACGACGCUUCCCCCGGCUGUGCGACCUCCGGCCAGGGGCCCUUCAAGGCGUUCCUCAGUUCCCCCGAGCUGCGUGCGCCCCGAGGCGCUGACAGGAAGCUGUCCCCACUCCUGAGCCCCUUGCAGGACCCACUGGCGGACAAGACCCUGCUGGAGCCCAGGGAGAUGGUCCGGCCCAAGAAAGUGUGCUUCUCGGAGAGCAGCCUGCCCUCUGGGGACAGGACCAGGAGGAGCUACUACCUUAACGCAGCUCCGCUCCUCACAGAGAUCCCGAGCUUCUCCAGCACUGAGAAGGACGGGCGCAUAGUCGGGGAGAUCGCCUUCCAGCUGGACCGGCGCAUCUUGGCCUACGUCUUCCCAGGGGUGACCCGGCUGUACGGUUUCACCGUGUCCAACAUCCCUGAGAAGAUCAAGCAGGAAGCCCGGUCGCUGCACCCGCAGACGUCCAUCAAGUCCCUGGACGGGUCGGUGGACGAGAAGAAGCUGCGCGAGCUGACGCACCGCUACCUGACGCUCACGGCGCGCCUGGAGAGGCUCGGCUACAACCGCGACGUGCACCCGGUGUUCAGUGAGUUCCUCAUCAACACCUACGGCAUCCUCAAGCAGCGGCCUGACCUGCGCGCCAACCCGCUGCACAGCAGCCCGGCUGCGCUGCGCAAGCUGGUCAUCGACGUGGUGCCCCCCAAGUUCCUGGGCGACUCGCUGCUGUUGCUGACCUGCCUGUGCGAGCUCUCCAAGGAGGACCACAAGCCGCUCUUCGCCUGGUGAGCCCGCCCGGCGCCCGCCACGCCUUUCCUGCAAUAAACGUGUUUGUUCCAAACCCCGGGGGCCUUGUGCCUCCUGAGUGUCCCCUCCGGCCGGGGGAAGGGCCGCGUCCACCGACAGAGCGCCCAGGGCCGCAGGCGCCGUGACAGGCGCCUCUCUCGGCCCGGGGCCGUGCACCCCAGGCGCCCAGCCCGCCCGCCGCCCACACCCGCGCGGCACUGUCGCACUUUAUUAAAAUAAUCUGUUUACCUGUGUACCUUUCCCUUUGGCUCUUUGAGGGCAGGGAGAGCACCGUGGGAGGUGACGGUGGGUGUUGGUGGAAGGAAGCCUAGCCAGAGCCUUGAGGGGAGGGGUUGUGGCUCAAGCCCUCGGACCUCCUAGGGGAGGUGUCUGUCUCCUCCUGCUGGAAGGGGCCAGCAGCUGGUUUCCCCAGAUGCAGAGCCUGAGGCAAGGAUCCUGCAGGCAGGACAGCUAUAGAAACUGCAGAGCCCGGUGUGCAAUGAAGACCCAAGUCCAUUGUUCAAAAGUAGGAAUUUCAAGACGGCGAGGGCAGCACCAGGGCAUAGAGAGGAGGGCCCGUGCUGCUGUGGAUUCCUGGGGAGUCUGUUGAUUUGGGAGAUGGUCUGAUGUCCCCCCACCACCACUGGAGUCAUCAGUGGUGACCUCAAGACCUUUCCUGAGGUCUUGAGAACGACUAGUGACCUCCUGGACCCACAGUGAGGCCGAGGGCCUGGCGUUGGCACCCUCCUGGGCCUUGGCUGUGAUUGCAGGGUCUCUGGUCGCUUCUCUGCUGUGUGUGUGAGGAUGAAAGUAUUGGGGUGUCUGGACCGACUCCAGCUGGGGCAACCUGUCCCUCAGUCCUCACCGCCUCGUGUGUCCCAGAGGUCCCAGCACCUUAGGAUAUGCUCUCGUCAGCUUGGGCAGCCGGAGCAGCGUGGCUCAGGUGACAUGGCGGAGACUGGAUGUCCCAGGUCGAGGCGUUCCCAUGGCCGGGUCCUCCUGAGACCGUCUCCUGGGCGUGUGGAUGCCGUCUUCUCCCUUGUCCUCACAUGCUUGUCCCUGAGCCCGUGUCCUGAUUUCCUUUCAUUAUGAGGACACCAGUCGGAGGAGAUUAAGGUCACCCUAUGACAGACAUAAUUUUAGCUUUAUUACCUUUUUAAAGACCCUGUCUCCAAAUAUAGCUGCAUUCUGAGAUGUUGGGGGUCGGGCCUUCAACCCCACGAUUGUGGGGUUGGGCACCACACAACCCAUAACCGACACCAUUCUCCCUGUCCAGCCAUUGAUGCCAACCCCCAGCUGGGGGACUCUGCCAGGCUGGCGGCUUGUGGGGAGCACACCACUUUGGCACCAGGGCUGUCUGUCGGAGACAGGCCAGUGGGCGCUUCUGGACGCCGCUGGGAGGCAGGCUCUCUGUGGUGAGCCUCGGUGUUGCAACCUGGGUUUGGAAGAAUACUUUUGUGGGGCCUUUGCUGUCCGCCAGGUCCUGCCGAGGCUCCCCACCCCUUUGUGGGACCUAGAAGUGGAAGAGCUGUCCUGUGUUCUCCCAGGGGAGCCGGCGAGAGAGGACCCGGCUGCCCCUAGCCUUCAAGGGUCUCUGGGCUUAUCUGGCUGCUGCAGUGGCAGCUGCCGGGGGGCGGGGUCCCAAGGCCCACACGGCUGGGGGUCCCCUGCAGCCACGGCUGUUUGGCCUGUA